This is a messenger RNA of Eriocheir sinensis (Chinese mitten crab), 3599 nucleotides long. It is a transcript of the gene Acadvl, whose product is annotated as very long-chain specific acyl-CoA dehydrogenase, mitochondrial-like. Bases 78 to 1997 code for a protein of 639 amino acids. Gene Ontology annotation, molecular function: very-long-chain fatty acyl-CoA dehydrogenase activity; fatty-acyl-CoA binding; flavin adenine dinucleotide binding. NCBI's taxonomy places the organism in Eukaryota, Metazoa, Arthropoda, Malacostraca, Decapoda, Varunidae. The record is from RefSeq and is a predicted model, not a curated record. The transcript has 12 exons.
AUAGGAGGUGCCAGAUGCCGCGUUUGAGGACAAUCACAUCAGUACGCGUCUGACCACGGAAGGGGAAGGUUGUUACGAUGAUGCGCUCCACUAAACUCCUUUUCUCCGUCUCCAGGGCUGGGCUGGCGAGGGAAUAUGCGCCUGCCAUCACCAGGUUCCAGUCCACCUCGGCCCAGCCAGCGGAGGAGGCCAGCAAGGCUACGACGAGGAAGGAGCGCGCCAUGAACAAGACCGUGAAGCCCAGCAAGUCCUUCGUAAUGAACAUGUUCCGCGGCGCCACCGUGACGGAGCAGGCCAUCCCCUACCCCAACGUGCUCACGGCCGAGGAGAUGGAGACGCUGGAGAUGCUGGUCGACCCCACCGAGAAGUUCUUCCAGGAGUGUAACGAUGCCGCCAAGAACGACACAAUGGAGCAAGUGGACGAACAGACUCUGCAGGGCCUGAGGGAGCUGGGCGCCUUCGGAAUGCAGGUGCCGGCUGAGCUAGGCGGCGUGGGACUCAACAACACCCAGUACGCCCGUCUGGUGGAGAUUGUAGGCUCGCAUGACCUUGGCGUCGGCAUUACCCUGGGAGCCCAUCAGUCUAUUGGCUUCAAGGGUAUUCUCAUCGCUGGGAACCCUGAGCAGAAGGCCAAGUACCUCCCCAAAGUGGCAUCAGGAGAGCAUUUCGCCGCCUUUGCCCUCACCGAGCCCUCCAGCGGGUCGGACGCCGGCUCCAUCCGCAGCCGUGCCGUGCCCUCCGAGGACGGAUCGCACUUCAUCCUCAACGGGUCAAAGAUUUGGAUCAGUAAUGGCGGCCUGGCGGAGGUGUUCACGGUGUUUGCCCAGACGCCUGUGACGGACCCUAAGACUGGCACCACCAAGGACAAGGUCACAGCGUUCAUCGUGGAGCGUUCCUUCGGCGGUGUGUCUCACGGUGCGCCUGAGAAGAAAAUGGGCAUCAAGGCUUCGAACACGGCCGAGGUUUACUUUGAGGAUACCAAGAUUCCCGCCGAGAACGUGCUGGGUGGUGUGGGCAACGGGUUCAAGGUCGCCAUGGAGAUCCUGAACAAUGGGCGCUUUGGCAUGGCCGCGGCACUCUCCGGCACCAUGCGCUACUCCAUCAAGAAGGCCGUCGACUUCGCCACGGCACGCACACAGUUUGGCCGCCGAAUUGACACGUAUGGGGCCAUCCAGGAGAAGCUGGCGCGCAUGGCAAUGUUACACUACGUCACAGAGUCGAUGGCGUACAUGAUCUCCUCAAAUAUGGACAGUGGCUCGAAGGACUACCACCUGGAGGCCGCGAUUAGCAAGUGCUUUGCGUCCGAGGCAGCGUGGACGGUGACGGACGAGGCGAUCCAGGUGAUGGGCGGCAUGGGCUUCAUGAAGGAGACGGGGCUGGAGCGCGUCCUCCGAGACCUUAGGAUCUUCAGGAUCUUCGAGGGCACCAACGACAUCCUGCGCCUGUUUGUGGCCCUUACCGGCCUCCAGUACGCCGGGGGUCACCUGAGGGAGCUGCAGCAGGCCCUGAAGAACCCCGCCGCCAACAUGGGUCUCAUCGUGGACGAGGGAACGAAGCGAGCCAAGAGAGCCAUUGGUUUCGCUGACGCUGGCAAGAUUGAAGGGAUCCACCCCAACCUGAAAGACUCGUCCCUUCUACUGAGCAGGGCCGUGGCAGCGUUCGGGGCCAGUGCCGAGGGCCUCCUGAUGAAGCACGGCAAGCAGAUCGUGGAGCAGCAGUUCCUCCUCAACCGUCUGGCCAACUCCGCCAUGGACCUGUACGCCAGCCUGGUGGUUCUCUCCCGCGCCUCACGCUCCCUCAGCCUCAACCUGCCGUCUUGCACCCACGAGGAGAAGAUUGCAAGGGUCUGGGUCAAUGAGGCAUCCGAUCGCAUCCAGCUCAACCUGACGGCCGUACGCUCCGCCACCUCCAUCAGCAACUUCAGCGACAUGGCCUCCAUCUCCAAGGACCUCUGUGAAAAUGGUGACAUCGUGGCGCAGCGACCCCUCGGAAUUUAAAUGGCAUAGUACCUUACGUCCUUCCUCUCGUCUUUUAGCAACCUUCCCUUACGAUUUCCUAUUUGCUUUUUCUUAUUUCUUUACUCUCUUCUCUUUCUCCUUCCUUUCAUCUUUUAUCAACCUUCCCAUACGGUUUUCUGCUUAUCAUACUUGUUUUUUUAUUUUAUUUCUGUGUUUCUUCCUUCAAGUUUACCUCUCCUCCUUCUUUUAUGAUUUUCUACUUCAUUUCUUUCCUUCCUUACCUUCAUAUGCUCAAUCUUUCUCCUCCUUUCCUUCCCUUUCUCUCCUUCUGUCUCCCUUCUUCCAUGUUUCUUCUUGUUUUCCCUUCCCUCUAUUUUUUCUUUCAUAAUUUUCUACCUCAUUUCUUUCCUUCCUUACCUACAUAUGCUCAAUCUUUCUCCUCCUUUCCUUCCCUUUCUCUCCUUCCAUCUCCCUCCUUCCAUGUUUCUUCUCAAUUUCCCUUCCCUCUAUUAUUUCUUUCGUACUUAAAAGUCAUUUCGUAAGUCUUCCGUUUGUCCUCUACAACGAUUCAAUCUUCCACCCAAAACCCCAUCCUUUCUCCAAUAGAUGAUAACAAACAAAAUACUAAACCUCACAGCACACCCACACAGUUUAUCAUAGUCUAUCCAUAACUGGUUUUCUUUCACUCUCUGCCUUGAUGAUAAUAAACAAAGUACCAAACCUCACAGUACACCCACACAGUUUAUCAUAGUCUAUCCAUAACUGGUUUUCUUUCACUCUCUCCCCCUCUAUCUCUCUAUCGAGGUCUCCAUCCCUCCUCUUGCAAUGGCUACUCUUUUAAAUCCAUAGAGUCAAAAUGCUAUAGGCUUUCUGCACCUAUUCUAUUAUUUUGAUAUUAUUUUGGUAUAGAUUUUAAACAGGAAAGAGAGAUAUUUGCAACCAUAAUAACCCCAUAUACCUUCUUCAACAACUCAUUUUUAUUAUAUUUAUUAAUCUACAGUUUCCUCGUAUAAUUAUAUAAUGAAUCGUUACCAUAGUCACUCAUAUUCACACUCCAGCUUAAGGUAGUCAUUCUCAGUCUUCCUCAUGCUAUGGAAAUGAUAGGAAACGAAAUUCACUGCCUAUCGUACCCUCGGAAUUCUUGUGUAUAUAUAUUCGUUUAAGGUUUUUAUCAAUAACUCAGGUGUGUUCAGUUACCUCUCACCUAUAGACAAAACAAAUCAAUUACUUACAAAUGUUCUUAAGACUCACCAGCGCACACUUGCAGUAUUCCUCGCUGGGUUUUAAAUCAUUCUCUUGUACAUUUUUCCCUCGUUGACUUUGAUUGUUUAUUUUUUUAGAGAUUUUAAGAGUACAUGAUGAACACACAUACACACAUACACGCACACACACACACACACGCACAGCAGCUGGCGUGUGACUGUCCGACCUCUCAACGUGUCGGUCUUUCGGUCACACUCAGCAAUCUGCCGUAACAAUGCAAUUUAGCCGUUACUACAGUUACCCCUCGACAGUGCAAGCUAGGACUAGGGCGUAACCUUACCUAUUGUAAAAAGAAAUAUAUCGUUUAUGCCUAUAGGGUAGUGGGAUGGGGCCAACUGUAUUUAUAAAGAAGAAUAAUAAUCUCAAAAAUACUGGCAA